CCACCAAACAUUCCACCUCUCUCAACUGGCUACCUUUCUAUAGAUCAGGCUACCAGUUCUACCAGUGACACUACUAGCUUGUCUCUUGGAUGUCAAAGUUCGCUUAGCGGAGGAAGUGGUAGUGGUAGUGGCAAUAUCAGUACCGGCGGGAUGCAUUUUAUUGGCAGCCAGCCUGCUGAAGAUAGCCCAGCUGUGGCUCGCACCACUAGCUCCUUGCUAAAUAUGGGUAGCAGAAAGACAAGCCUUGUUUCUGUACGUAGCAGCCUUAGUCAGACAGCUUCAUUAAGUGGCGGUUGCUGCACUGCCCUUGUAAAUCCUGUUGGUACUAGUGGAACUAGCGUAAUCAACGGUGGUGGUGAUGUAAACUACGGGACUCGCUCUCUUUCAUCGACUCGCCUCUCGCCUGCAGUGCUCGGAUUUGGAAUAAACAUGGGAUCCGGGUCAUUGGGAGCUGGUGGUCCUAAUAUCGUUGGUGAGGGUGGUAAUUGCUGUUCCAGCGACGGCGAUGUUGAAGUCUGGACUGGGGCUGGAUCUCCUUCUUUGGCCACCAUUACUCCUAACCAACACUUAGCACUUUACCAAUCGCAAGAGCUUAACCAGAAAAAUGGAACCUCAAAGGUUGAACAACAGGUUAAGUGGCUGCAGAUGGCGUGUGAAAUGGCUACAGAUGAAGUGUGA
Protopolystoma xenopodis is the source of this 678-nucleotide messenger RNA. The record is from the annotation of a GenBank genome assembly. Lineage: Eukaryota; Metazoa; Platyhelminthes; Monogenea; Polystomatidea; Polystomatidae.